AAGCUGCUGGCGGACCUGGGGGCCUGGGCGGGCAAUGUCAGCACCAGCGUGUUCAUCGUGUUCAUCAACAAGCUGCUCAUGAAGAACUAUGGGUACCACUUCGCUACAACCCUGACCGCGCUACACUUCUUGGUCUGCUCCAUCAGCAUCUGGUUCGCCCAGAGGGCGGGCAUGAUAAAAAAGACGACCAUGCCCCUCAACGACCUCAUGCUGUUCACCGUCAUCGCCGACGUCUCCAUCCUGACCCUCAACCUGUCGUUGAUGCUCAACACAGUCAGCUUCUACCAAAUUGCCAAGCUGCUCAUCAUCCCCUUUGUGUGCUUCGUUGAGUCCUCCUUCCUGGGGCGCACCUUCUCCCAGGAGGUGGUGGGCAGCAUCCUGCUGGUCAUCGUGGGCGUGGCGGUGGUGACUGUGCAGGACCUGCAGCUGGACAUCUCCCUGGGCGGCAUGUGCAUCGCCGCCGUGUCGGUCGUGUCGUCGGGCCUGCAGCAGAUCUUUGUGCGCACGAUGCAGCAGAAGCACAAGCUGAGCGCGCACGAGCUGCUGUCCAACACCGCGCCCGCGCAGGCCUGGACGCUGCUGCUGGUGGGCCCCUUCAUCGACAAGGUGGUCAGCCUGGAGUGGGUGUUCAGCUACGCGUGGACCACAGCCGCCGCCGUGACCAUGGCUGUGUCGUGCACGCUGGCGGUGCUGGUCAACGUCAGCCAGUUCAUGUGCCUGGGCCGCUUCUCGGCGGUGUCCUUCCAGGUGCUGGGCCACAGCAAGACGGUGCUGGUGCUGCUGGGUGGGUGGGCCUUCCUGGGGGACACCAUCACGCUGAAGAAGCUGGGCGGCAUGCUGCUGGCCGUCUCCGGCAUGGUCUGGUGG
Chlorella variabilis is the source of this 867-nucleotide messenger RNA. RefSeq lists its product as hypothetical. NCBI's taxonomy places the organism in Eukaryota, Viridiplantae, Chlorophyta, Trebouxiophyceae, Chlorellales, Chlorellaceae. The annotation marks the transcript as partial. The transcript has 8 exons. The record is from RefSeq and is a predicted model, not a curated record. Gene Ontology annotation, molecular function: nucleotide-sugar transmembrane transporter activity; antiporter activity. Gene Ontology annotation, cellular component: Golgi apparatus.